AUGGUCCUGAAGGCAUCCCUGCUUCUGGGGCUCAUUGUGCUGAUGCCUCAUGUUUGCAGUCCCAGCUUUGUGGACAUUAGUAGGAGAUCAAAUUACUUCACCCUGUGUGUUGAGUUUGCAGUAUUUCAUUUCAACCAAGUCUACCCAGAUGAGUAUGCAUAUAAGCUGCUGUGGGUGCGGCGAAGCCAGCACAAGAAGUUUACCAUGAUAUAUUUAAUGGAAUUGGAGUUGGGACAAACCAUUUGUGCAAAACAGGAUGAAGAUCUGGACAACUGCCCCUUGCAAGAAGGCCCACGAGAGAAAAAGGUGGACUGCACCUUUAUUGUGGAUGUCAGACCAUGGUUUUCCCAGUUCUCCCUCCUCAACAGUACCUGUGUGCAGAAAUAG
Messenger RNA from Nyctereutes procyonoides (raccoon dog), 387 nucleotides. RefSeq names its product probable cystatin-15. The transcript has 3 exons. The coding region runs from base 1 to 387 and encodes 128 amino acids. Gene Ontology annotation, molecular function: cysteine-type endopeptidase inhibitor activity. The record is from RefSeq and is a predicted model, not a curated record. Lineage: Eukaryota; Metazoa; Chordata; Mammalia; Carnivora; Canidae.